This is a messenger RNA of Pteronotus mesoamericanus, 2983 nucleotides long. It is a transcript of the gene PPP1R37, whose product is annotated as protein phosphatase 1 regulatory subunit 37. Gene Ontology annotation, biological process: regulation of Arp2/3 complex-mediated actin nucleation; cell migration. Gene Ontology annotation, cellular component: lamellipodium; plasma membrane. Gene Ontology annotation, molecular function: protein binding. Bases 362 to 2440 code for a protein of 692 amino acids. The transcript has 13 exons. The record is from RefSeq and is a predicted model, not a curated record. Lineage: Eukaryota; Metazoa; Chordata; Mammalia; Chiroptera; Mormoopidae.
UCAGUGCUCACGCUUCUUUUUCCCUUGGCUCUUGCUGCCUUUUGUUCCCCCCCUUCAGCUACCCUCGAGGCAGCUCUACCAGCAGACAGCUCAAGUGUAUUUUCUGCUUUUCUUAGUACGCGGUGGGCUCAUCGGCCUUUAACGAAAGUGCGGCUGCGAACGAGCUGGCGGGCGCGGGGCUCGGGGGAGGCGCGCUGCGGCUCACGGCGGCGACGACAACGACGACCAGGCAAGUGGACAGAGGCGGCUCCUGAGAAAGCGGCGGAUCCCAUGCCCCGGGACGGCGGGCGGACCCGGAGAGACAAGUCCGGGGCCCGGGGCAUGUCCCCGGGGCCCCCGUGAGGAGGUGGCGGCGGCGGCGAUGGAGAUCCCGCCGCAGGAGGCGCCGCCCGGGCAGGGCGCGGACGGCGACGCCGAGGAGGCCCCCGCCGAGGCCCAGUCUCCCAGUCCCGCAUCGCCCCCGGCCGACGGGCGCCUCAAGGCUGCGGCCAAGCGCGUCACGUUCCCCUCUGACGAGGAUAUCGUGUCCGGAGCGGUGGAGCCCAAAGACCCUUGGAGACACGCCCAGAACGUGACUGUGGAUGAAGUCAUCGGCGCCUACAAGCAGGCCUGCCAGAAGCUGAACUGCAGGCAGAUCCCCAAGCUCCUCAGGCAGCUUCAGGAGUUCACAGACCUGGGACACCGUAUUGACUGCCUGGACCUGAAAGGUGAAAAGCUCGACUACAAGGCCUGCGAGGCCCUGGAAGAGGUCUUCAAGAGGCUGCAAUUCAAGGUCGUGGACCUGGAGCAGACGAACCUGGAUGAAGAUGGCGCCUCAGCCCUCUUUGACAUGAUUGAGUACUAUGAGUCGGCCACCCACCUCAACAUCUCCUUCAACAAGCACAUCGGCACCCGGGGCUGGCAGGCCGCUGCCCACAUGAUGCGCAAGACCAGCUGCCUGCAGUACCUGGACGCCCGCAACACGCCCCUGCUGGACCACUCAGCGCCCUUCGUGGCCCGCGCCCUGCGGAUCCGCAGCAGCCUGGCGGUGCUGCACCUGGAGAACGCCAGCCUGUCAGGGCGGCCCCUCAUGCUGCUCGCCACGGCCCUGAAGAUGAACAUGAACCUUCGGGAGCUGUACCUGGCCGACAACAAGCUCAAUGGCCUGCAGGACUCGGCCCAGCUGGGCAACCUGCUCAAGUUCAACUGCUCCCUGCAGAUCCUAGACCUCCGUAACAACCAUGUGCUGGACUCAGGUCUGGCCUACAUCUGCGAGGGCCUCAAGGAGCAGAGGAAGGGGCUGGUGACCUUGGUGCUGUGGAACAACCAGCUCACACACACGGGCAUGGCCUUCCUGGGCAUGACGCUGCCACACACGCAGAGCCUGGAGACGCUGAACCUGGGCCACAACCCCAUCGGGAACGAGGGUGUGCGCAACCUCAAGAACGGCCUCAUUGGCAACCGCAGUGUGCUGCGCCUCGGCCUGGCCUCCACCAAGCUCACCUGCGAGGGCGCGGUGGCGGUGGCGGAGUUCAUCGCCGAGAGCCCCCGCCUCCUAAGACUGGACCUUCGGGAGAACGAGAUCAAGACGGGCGGGCUCAUGGCACUGUCGUUGGCCCUCAAGGUGAACCACUCCCUGCUGCGCCUGGACCUGGACCGUGAGCCCAAGAAGGAGGCGGUGAAGAGCUUCAUUGAGACGCAGAAGGCGCUGCUCGCCGAGAUCCAGAAUGGCUGCAAGCGCAACUUUGUGCUGGCUCGCGAGCGGGAGGAGAAGGAGCAGCGGCUGCAGCUGUCGGCCUCCAUGCCGGAGAUCACGGUCACCGAGCCGCAGCCCGACCAGGGGCCCGGGGACCAGCCUGCCACCGAGGCUCAGGAGAACGGGGCCCCGGCCUCGGGGCGCAGCCUGGACUCAGACUCCGACUCCGACUCCGAGGCGGACGAUGGGGAGGGGGAGGAUGGGGGGCGGGCUGCGGCCCCCCACCCCGCCCCAGGGCCCCCCACGGACUCCCUGGGCCCUGGGGACCGGAGCCCCCCGGGCAGCCCUUCCUCCCCCGCUGAGCAGCGCAUUUCCGUGUCCAGCCCGGGCCGAGGCCACAAGGUGUUCGUGGUGACUCGGGUGGAGAGCCCACCUGAGAGAGCAGAGCCCCUCGUGCCGGCCUCUCCUUCUUGUCCUUCCCCCCCACCUGCCUUAUCCCCCCCGCCCACCUCGCCUGCCCUACCGCCCGCGGAGGCCGUCAGCACUCGGGACCCAGGGUCAUCUCAGCCUCAGCCAGGGCCGCCGCUGCCCAACGGCCUGAAGCCCGAGUUCGCCCUCGCACUGCCCCCAGAGCCGCCCCCGGGGCCCGAGGCCAAGGCGGCCAGCUGUGGCCUGGAACACGAACUGAGCUGCUCCAAGAACGAGAAGGAGCUGGAGGAGCUGCUUUUGGAAGCCAGUCAGGAAUCCGGGCAGGAGACACUGUGACACUUUAGUUCCUUUUUUUCCGGUCGGUCUUCGAUGAACUGAGGCCAGAGCCAUGAGAAUCUGCUCGCCCUCACCCCCAGCCUUCCUGAGGCCCAGGACGCCAGGGGUGGGGGCCUUUCUGGGGGCCCCGCCCCCCACAGCAACACUACGCGGGUGCAGGAGCUACAGGGGGCGGCCCGCCCACCCUGACUUGAGCACGCGUUCUUCUGUGUCCUCUGUGUCCGGCCCCGAAGACUGGGCUGGAGAGUAGAUGGGAGGGGGAGGAGUCUCCAGGGUCAUCAGCCCCAACGCCGGCCGACUUUUCUGGAGGGGCUCUUUGGGCCGGCUCACCCUGUGGAGGACGGGAGCCCCUGGUGGCGGUGCGGCGCCCCCACCCCCGUGGCCCUGGGCACAGAUGAGGCGGGAGGCGUGGUGUGGGAGGGGCGGUGAGCGGUGGUGGCCGUGCAGCUUGGUAGAGCAGCCCAGACAGGGUGAGGGCUGGGUGAGGGUGGGGGAUGGGAGCAGAGAAUUAGAGCUUUCUUUUUCUUAAGUGCAAUAAAUCUA